Molecule: messenger RNA, 1125 nt
Organism: Glycine soja
Lineage: Eukaryota; Viridiplantae; Streptophyta; Magnoliopsida; Fabales; Fabaceae
Product: probable L-type lectin-domain containing receptor kinase VII.2
Exons: 2
Coding region: 1-774 (257 amino acids)
Biological process (GO): protein phosphorylation
Cellular component (GO): plasma membrane
Molecular function (GO): protein kinase activity; ATP binding
Source: RefSeq, a predicted model, not a curated record
AUGUCGCCUAAGGCAAAUUGCAAAAACUGUUGGGAAGAUACAAUUAGAGUUUUGCAAAACGUAGCUGAUGGAAUUUUAUAUCUACAUGAGGGUUGGGAAGUUGAGGUCUUGCAUAGGGACAUUAAAGCUUGUAAUGUAUUGCUUGACAAGGACAUGAAUGCUAGGUUGGGGGAUUUUGGGCUUGCAAGGCUGCAUCACCAUGAACAUGUGGCUGAAACAACAAGAGUGAUAGGGACUCUGGGGUACAUGGCACCUGAACUUGUCCGAAUCGGGCGACCAUCAGCUGCAUGUGAUGUGUAUAGUUUUGGAGUAUUGGUUUUAGAAGUGGUGUGUGGGCGAAGAUCCAUCAUAGCAGAUCAGCCACCAUUGGUUGAUUGGGUGUUUUCCCUUGUGGAGAAUGGGGAGUUGAGUUGUGCUAUUGACGAGCAUUUGAAGGGUCAAAGUGGAUACAAUGCUGAGGAAGCUAAGAGGCUGCUUCAUUUGGGUUUGUUAUGUGUUAGUACAGACCCUGGUGUUAGGCCAACAAUGAGGCAGGUGGUGAAAGCAUUGGAGGGAAUAAAAUGCACGGAGUGUAACAAAGAUUGCAUCCAUUUUGCUCUGCUUGGAAAAAUAAACUCAGCAGCAUCAUGGUCUAAGAGUUCUACAAGUUCUGCUAAUGUAAAUUAUCCUACCUUUGAUGAAAUUUUGCAGGCCAAGUUUUACUCUACAGCAUCUUUAAGCGUCUCUUGUCCCAGUCCACAGCCAGAGUCAGAGUUUGUCUCAGAAGGAAGGUGAGAGCUGAAAUUGAUUCAAUCACUAUGUUAAUAUUAAAGAUUGCACAAAGCCGAGGCUGCUGUUGUCAAGUGACAAACAUUUCCAUUUGUAAAGUGCAAGCACUUGUUGAUCCAAAAGUGUUGGGUUUUGCUAGAAUAGUGAUCUCAAGUCUCCACGACUGAGGCUGCUAAGAUUUACAUAAAAUUGGGGUGCUAACUUUUUUUUUUUUUAAUUUUUCUUUGGUGUUCUAGUUCUUCGAAUACUGCUUAUGUUCAAAGUUCUUUCUUGGAUGAAUCUUAAAUGCAACAUAAAUUAAAUUUGAUAUAUGGUAUCUUAAUUUUCUGUAUGUAUUACUUAUGAAAACAAUGUUCC